UUUAUCGAUAGGUUCUCAGCCCCGUUACCUUAGUUGACCUACUAAAGCUUUUUUUCGCCUGGUUGCAAGAGGGACAAAUAGCAUAGGUUCCAGGUAGAUAAGUUCACCAAAACUGCGCUACAAGUAGAGGUAUAGUGUGCAUACAAGAAGAAGAAACAUGGCGAAAGACACCAGGAAAGUCGUCAUAGCAAUGGACGGAAGCUACCACUCGGGAUAUGCUUUUCAGUGGUACGUGGACAACAUACGGCGACCUAAUGAUUAUGUGUAUCUGGUUCACAGUAUAGAGAGAUUACGUAACGAACCUUUCCAGACCGCUAUGGGGACGGCUGACGUGCAAGCGAUCUGUAAAGUUCUAGAGGAGGAAGAAAGUGCGGAGGCGAAUCUACUGGACAAACUGAAGAAACUUAUAACAGAAAACCAAUUAAAUGGUGAAGUGAAGACCGGAAGUGGAGGAAAACCCGGAGAGGUUAUAAUGAAGAUAGCGAAUGAGGUGAACGCAGACACGAUCGUUUGCGGAAGUAGGGGUCACGGAAAGCUCCGAAGGACGAUGCUGGGCGUGGUUAGUGACUACAUCGUACACCAUUCGGAAGUCCCCGUGACUGUAUGUCGUCACAAACCACACAAUCCCGAGAUCAGACGACAGAGUAGUUUGGAAAAAUGAUUCAGUCUGGUCCUUGAUUGUUUCUUCAUUCAGGCAGGGAGGACGUGUUCAAGCGCGUGGGCUUUAAUAAUGCCAGGGAUUUACAAGUGCCAUAAUCUUUUUUUUAAAGAACCAUUGAUUUUUUUUUAAAGUAUUCGUAUUGCAUGUGUGUUCAAUGAAGAGUUCGUUUAUAAUAAAUUAAGUGCGUCUCGUAUUCCAAAUAAAUGUUCAUGGUAAUACAGUGUAGCUAUAGACUUGUUAAUUCUCAGAACUGUUAUGAAAGAUAAAUAAAUGUACAUGUAUCUCAUUUGUGUAAUAGUAAAAAAAAAUUGUUAUUAAAAGCAUUGGUAAGCCAGCAA
Molecule: messenger RNA, 999 nt
Organism: Saccostrea echinata
Lineage: Eukaryota; Metazoa; Mollusca; Bivalvia; Ostreida; Ostreidae
Exons: 4
Coding region: 158-661 (167 amino acids)
Source: RefSeq, a predicted model, not a curated record